ACUUGCCCGAGACUCGUCCCUUCAGACCUCGUCUUGGGGUGAAUUAUUAACUGGAUUUCGCUCUAAAGUCGCUUUUCUGUUGUUGAUUGAAGUCAUCGUUGCUGAGCCAAUCAAACAUGGUAUUCUUCGUCUGUGGAUCUUGUGGUGCAUCACUCAAGAAAAACCAGGUGGAGAAGCACUGUGCUUUCCGUUGCCGCUAUGUCGAGUAUGUGUCCUGCAUGGAUUGCAACAAAGAGUUUUGGGGCCAGGAGUAUGCCAACCAUUUCAAGUGCAUAACAGAAGACCAGAAGUAUGGUGGCAGCAACUACGUGCAGAAGGAAAACAAAGGCGAGAAGAAGCAGGAGGCCUGGAUAGCCAACGUCCAGGAACACGUUCGCGUCACGCCCAACAUGGAUCCACAGCUGCAAGAGAUCCUCAACCGCAUUAUUGUCUUCACAAACAUUCCACGUAAAAAGACGAAGUUUGAGAACUUCCUGGCGAACUGCAUGAGGAUUAGGGAUCCACAGAUCUUGGAGAAGGCAUGGAAGGUGUUUGACGAGGCAAAGAAGAAAGAACAGAUGAAAAAAGAAAAUGAGGGCGAUAACAGCAAAAACAACAAAGAAGGGAAGAAGAGGAAGGCAUCAGAUGAAAAGGAGAAUGACUCGGCCAAGAAGAAUGGGGUAGAUGGUGGGGGAGAUUUGGAGGAACCCAAGAAGAAGAAGAAAAAGAAGAACAAACAUCAAGAAGGUGAAGAGGAGAACGAACAAGAAAACGCAUGCAAAGAGGUGAAUGGGACAGCUUUGGAGGAGGCGGAGACAGUAAACGGAAGCACUGUCGCGGGCGAGUGUCCGUCGCCCUUUAAAUGGAAAACUGCCAUAACCAAGUGCCUACAGACAGCUCCAGAGAAAGGACUCAAGAUCAACAAGCUUAAGAAAAUGGUGUUUGGAGAAUAUUAUGCUGUGCAUGGAGCUGAUGGUCAUGUCAAGUCAGAAACUGAACUAUGCUCGCUGCUCAACAAAAAGCUCUCCAACAGAACUGACAAAUAUGUAGUUGUUAAAGACAGAGUUAAACUAAGAAGUACAACUGAGUAGAAUUAGAGUUUUGAUGGAAAGAGUCUUUGUAAACCAUUAUUUAAUUUCACAGUACUUUACAGUAAGUAUGAUAAGUUGUUUAAAGAAUAUUUUCUAAUAAAUAUUGUUGAUUGACA
Molecule: messenger RNA, 1186 nt
Organism: Penaeus indicus
Lineage: Eukaryota; Metazoa; Arthropoda; Malacostraca; Decapoda; Penaeidae
Product: cell growth-regulating nucleolar protein-like
Exons: 4
Coding region: 117-1070 (317 amino acids)
Biological process (GO): negative regulation of transcription by RNA polymerase II; rRNA processing
Cellular component (GO): nucleolus
Molecular function (GO): DNA binding
Source: RefSeq, a predicted model, not a curated record